AAUAUUCUAAAAUAAUUAUCUAAAGUUAUAUUAAAUAACUACUUUUAAAAGCUGUUUGCUUAAUUAUUAAAUUAUAAUGAUUUUAAAAACAUAUUUGUUGUGUUUAUUAGUACUAACGAUAUGUUUAAUAGUGUGUUGUGUUUGCGAUGGGAAUAGUAUUGAUGUGAACACGAGUUCGGGUUCAGUGAGGGGUCAGACACUCCAUGUCUUGAAUCACAAAAUACAUCAAUUCUUGAAUAUACCCUACGCUGAGCCCCCGUUAGGCCCACUCAGGUUCGCCCCUCCCUUACCACUCAAAGCACCAAAACAGGAUGUGAUUGAUGGGACAGUUGACGGAAACUCAUGCAUACAAACCGUAAACCCUAUGCUUGAAGCACUGGUAGGCAAACUAACCAUCAGCGAAGACUGUCUGACUUUAGGCGUAUGGACACAAACCACGGGCACAGAUAUACCGAGCGAUCAAUUAAAACCGGUCAUGUUUUAUAUACACGGAGGAGCGCUGUCUAUGGGUUCGCUGUAUCAAAAAAUGUACAAUGGCAGUAUUUUGCCCAUUUACGAUGUGGUGGUUGUGUCCGUGAACUACCGGUUGGGACAGUUGGGCUUUCUAUACGGCGCCAACGAGACUGCGCCCGGAAAUGCGGGCUUUUAUGACCAGUUAUUGGCUUUAAAAUGGGUCAGAGAUAACAUCCACUCAUUUGGCGGAGAUAGGGAUCGGAUCACCAUUUUUGGUGAGAGUGCCGGCGCGUGGUCUCUAUCCGCACACCUGUUGUCACCUUUAAGUAAAGGCCUAUUCAAGAGAGCUAUUAUACAGAGCGGAACCCUUAUGUUCAAUAAGGAUCGGCCGGUUUUGGGUACUGUCGACGGGUUGGCGAAGGCCAAAGAGACGGCCCGUAGGGUUGGCUGCGAUCCAUACGACUAUAAAUGGUUGGACUGUUUGCGGGCAAUAGAGGACCCGAACCUAAUUCUGGAUACGGCCGAUGCGGGCGAAGCCUUUAUCAUCUCUUUCCCGGUGUUUGGCACAGAAUUUCUACCAAUUUUACCCCAAAAGGCAUUGGAAAGUGGAAAAUAUAAUUCGGAUGUCCAUAUAAUGGCUGGUCUGACCAGAGACGAGGGCCAUAUGUUGGCCGUCGCUCUUUACCCUCAACUGAGAGCUCAAAAUUUUGAUGUAAACGCAUUCAAACAAUUAGUGUCCGCUUUAAAUCCCGUCUACCAUAACAUUGAUCCGGACAAAGUGGUCGCACACUAUCUGCGAGAUAUAGACACCGGGAAUCCCGGAGCUCUGAUCCGGGCUUUUGGCAGACUUUACGGCGAUUUACUGCUCGACUGUCCGACGUAUCUGUUCGCCAAACGCUGGGCCGUUAGGUCAGAAAAUGCGGUAUAUUUUUAUCGGUUUAGCUUUCAAUCGCGUGGAUUUGAAAUGUUUGGUUGCGAUGACAACACCAUAUGUCACGGCGCUGACAUUACGUACGUUUUCGGGGAACCCGUGCGGACGGCCACCGCUUUCCGCGAAAUUGAUUACGAUUUCAGUUUAGAUGUUAUGAAGAUAUGGACUAAUUUUGCUAAAAAUAUUAAACCACAUGACGUUUGGCCACAACUUUGGGACAAAUCUGUGAUACGAGUGAAAGACUUGAAUCCCAACGAUAUGUCACAUAUUCUCGACAAUCCAUAUGAGAGUACAUGUGAUGGCAUUUGGAGCCAAUAUUUUUGAUUUGCUUUUUUAUUAUUUCAAUUUUUAUUGUUUUUACUAUGUAACAUAG
This is a messenger RNA of Medioppia subpectinata, 1757 nucleotides long. The record is from the annotation of a GenBank genome assembly. NCBI's taxonomy places the organism in Eukaryota, Metazoa, Arthropoda, Arachnida, Sarcoptiformes, Oppiidae.